Molecule: messenger RNA, 1452 nt
Organism: Strongylocentrotus purpuratus (purple sea urchin)
Lineage: Eukaryota; Metazoa; Echinodermata; Echinoidea; Camarodonta; Strongylocentrotidae
Exons: 8
Coding region: 82-1440 (452 amino acids)
Cellular component (GO): plasma membrane
Source: RefSeq, a predicted model, not a curated record
GCAACUUUGCCACUUUACGAAUGUAGACAUAUACAGCCAAAGCGCACGGACUGGAAACAUUUGCGAAGGAAAGAUUACAAAAUGAGUCCUAAGCUAUUUUGUUUACUAGGCUUGCUUAGCCUGCUUAUACAAGGUCGAGAAGCAUCCAUCGUCCCGGUUGUUGAAACCAUUCCGGAAAUUACUGUUACAUCUGGCGAAGAAGCACUACUGAAAUGUGCUUACGAACGUAAAGCAUAUGCUGUAUAUUGGAGAUUCGUGAGCGAUUCGUCAUCCAGUGAUCUGCUAGUUGUUCUCGAUCGACACUACCAGGUCGGAGAAAGGAGUGGUCCGGGGUACAAAGAUGGGCGCUAUAACAUUACUAACGACUAUUCUCUGAUCAUAAAUGACGUCAGCGUGGAGGACGAGGGCAGAUACAUCUGUGAAGUUUCUGACUUUGAAACAGGUCAAAUGUUUCGCAAUUAUACCAACGUUACAGUGACAGUUCAAGCAAUCAAGCCUCUCGUUAGGGUUCACCAAUGUGGAAGCAACACUCGUGUAUCUGUGGAUGUGACGUACAAUCCAAAGGCAAGCUGUAUGAUCAAGACCAUACCUGACCAACGCCAUGUGCAGCUAGAUUGCUUCGUUGAGGGCGCUAAACCACAAGUUGACAUGAUCUGGGUCGAUAAUAACACCCCGCAGGACUCACUGAAAUGUACAUCCUUAAUAACUACCGAGGGAAAACGAGAGGGAACUGUGGAUCAAAAACUAACUGUGAUAUUAGCGGUUUCUGAAUUUCAGUCCGAUCAAGAAUACUACUUCACCUGCAUCGCUGAGGGCCAGGCAGUCGGCGGAAUGGCAUCCGUGACUGUUGGGAUCAUCAAGGUUCCCCCUGGUGUAUCACCAUCGGCAUUAGUAGCCGCAGCAGUUUCGGCAUUGGUGGUGUUGAUUGUGGUGGUGGUUGUCAUCAUAUCUGUACUCUUGUGGAAGAGAUGCAAGAGAUCACCACAUAGAAAAUAUGACGAUAUUCAAAUGGAUAGUGGCCCAAGUACACCUUUAAGGGCAGAAGAGAGAGCUCCUGACAGGAGGCCAUUAUUACUUACGAAAAGGACUGAAAUACACAACUAUUCACCAAAUAGACCAACAACAACGAAUAAGGGCAUUAAUCUCAUCAAUCUUGGAGUGUUCGGGUUACCAAAAGCUGGGAAGUCAUCCUUAAUUAAUUCACUCAUCUUUUCUCUUACAGGAGCUUAUCCGGGUAAAGCGGAUAACAGGGCCACAGCGCAUAAGGAGGGAGACAAUGAUCCACCAAUAGAGGAGAUAGAACUGACCAAUCACAUUCAUUUGUUGAACUACAAAGGAAUAGAGAAGUACAAAUCGACCAAAAUAAAGGAGAUAUUCUCUCAAAUCAAGGGACACUCGAUAAAGAUUCACUGCCCAAUCUUCAUCUGUGAUUCGAGGUGAGGACUCUAAAAA